Molecule: messenger RNA, 1746 nt
Organism: Symphalangus syndactylus (siamang)
Lineage: Eukaryota; Metazoa; Chordata; Mammalia; Primates; Hylobatidae
Product: ubiquitin carboxyl-terminal hydrolase 17-like protein 11
Biological process (GO): protein deubiquitination
Molecular function (GO): cysteine-type deubiquitinase activity
Source: RefSeq, a predicted model, not a curated record
AUGAGUUAUUUAAGGGCUGAUGCGGCCAGAGGGCUCGUCGUUUGAAGACUCUCUCGGAAGAGAUAGCGUCUCUCUGCAACCUGCGGUCCCAGCAGAGAAACCCUGUGAUCCCUGUUCCAGGCGACAUGGAGCACGACUCACUCUACUCGGGGGGUGAGUGGCACUUCAACCGCUUUUCAAAACUCACAUCUUCUCGGCCACAUGCAGCUUUUGCUGAAAUCCAGCGGACUUCUCUCCCUGAGAAGUCACCACUCUCAUCUGAGACCCGUGUCCACCCCUGUGAUGAUUUGGCUCCUGUGGCAAGACAGCUUGCUCCCAGGGAGAAGCUUCCUCUGAGUAGCAGGGGACCUGCUGCGGUGGGGGCUGGGCUCCAGAAUAUGGGAAAUACCUGCUACGUGAAUGCUUCCCUGCAGUGCCUGACAUACACACCGCCCCUUGCCAACUACAUGCUGUCCCGGGAGCACUCUCAAACUUGUCAUCGUCACAAGUGCUGCAUGCUCUGUACUAUGCAAGCUCACAUCACACGGGCCCUCCACCGUCCGGGCCAUGUCAUCCAGCCCUCACAGGCAUUGGCUGCUGGCUUCCAUAGAGGCAAGCAGGAAGAUGCCCAUGAAUUUCUCAUGUUCACUGUGGAUGCCAUGAAAAAGGCAUGCCUUCCCGGGCACAAGCAGGUAGAUCCUCACCCUAAGGACACCACCCUCAUCCACCAAAUAUUUGGAGGGUACUGGAGAUCUCAAAUCAAGUGUCUCCACUGCCAGGGCAUUUCAGACACCUUUGACCCUUACCUGGACAUCGCCCUGGAUAUCCAGGCAGCUCAGAGUGUGAAGCAAGCUUUGGAACAGUUGGUGAAGCCCGAAGAACUCAAUGGAGAGAAUGCCUAUCAUUGUGGUCUUUGUCUCCAGAAGGCGCCUGCCUCCAAGACGUUAACUUUACACACUUCUGCCAAGGUCCUCAUCCUCGUAUUGAAGAGAUUCUCCGAUGUCACGGGCAACAAACUUGCCAAGAAUGUGCAAUAUCCUGAGUGCCUUGACAUGCAGCCAUACAUGUCUCAGCACAACACAGGACCUCUUGUCUAUGUCCUCUACGCUGUGCUGGUCCACGCUGGGUGGAGUUGUCACAACGGACAUUACUUCUCUUAUGUCAAAGCUCAAGAAGGCCAGUGGUAUAAAAUGGAUGAUGCCGAGGUCACUGCUUCUGGCAUCACUUCUGUCCUGAGUCAACAGGCCUAUGUCCUCUUUUAUAUCCAGAAGAGUGAAUUGGAAAGACACAGUGAGGGUGUGUCAAGAGGCAGGGAACCAAGAGCCCUUGGCCCUGCAGACACAGACAGGCGAGCAACGCAAGGAGAGCUCAACAGAGACCCCUGCCUCCAGGCACCCGAGUUGGACGAGCACUCGGUGGAAAGAGACACUCAGGAAAGCACCUUAGACCACUGGAAAUUCCUCCAAGAGCAAAACAAAACGAAGCCUGAGUUCAACGUCAGAAAAGUCGAAGGUACCCUGCCUCCCAACGUAGUUGUGAUUCAUCAAUCAAAAUACAAGUGUGGCACCAAAAACCAUCAUCCUGAACAGCAAAGCUCCCUGCUAAACCUCUCUUCGACGAACCCGACAGAUCAGGAAUCCAUCAACACUGGCACACUCGCUUCUCGGCAAGGGAGGACCAGGAGAUCCAAAGGGAAGAACAAACACAGCAACAGGGCUCUGCUUCUGUGCCAGUGAUCUCAGUGGAAGUGCUGACCCACACGUAGGG